CACAAUAAUUAUUAUCCUAUGUAUUAAACAAUAACAGUUUAUCAUGAUCUAAGUUAUGUCUCUUCAAAACCCAUAUAAAAAAAAUUAGGAUUAGGACACCAAUCAAUAUCUCCUUCCUCUCAAAGAACUAGCAAAAAAAAAAAGUUGACAAAAUAAUCUUCUCCUACACAAAAAAAAAAAAAUGGUGGCAAAACCAUCACAUAUAACCAUCAUAAUUGUGUCACUCCUCCUCUUCUCCACCACCUUCGACUUCGCCGCGGCCGGUGGUGGCCAUAGCCACGGCAAAGAGACGAAGGAGUGCAAAUGCAUAAGAGAAGAGAAAGAUGAACAUGAGGGGCAUGCACAUGAAGAAGAAGAAGAAGAAGUCAUUGAUAAGCGCGUAUUAAAAUACAAAGUUGGAGCAAUUUUUGCUAUCUUAGGCGCUGGUGGAGCGGGAGUUUUCCUCCCUAUACUAGGGAAGAACGUCGCCGCGCUCCGCCCCGAGCGCGGCGCGUUCUUCCUUGUUAAGGCGUUUGCCGCGGGGGUUAUUUUAUGUACUGCAUUCAUUCAUAUUUUACCUGAGGCCUUUGAAAAUUUAACCAACCCAUGUCUUGGUGAAGAUUCUACUAUUGGAAGUUUUCCCUUCACUGGCUUAUUUGCUAUGCUUGGAGCUCUUGUAACUUUGUUGAUGGACUCUCUUGCAACUCGCCACUUUCGUAAGGGUGACGACGAGGCCAAGGAUGUUCACCACCAUGUUCAUGGUUCUGGUAGCCACGUUCCUGAGGGUCUAGACAAGGUGGACCUUAUCAGAUAUAGGGUUACUUCACAGGUACUGGAGAUGGGUAUUGCAGUUCAUUCAGUAAUUAUAGGAAUAACAGUUGGUACUGCUGAGAGCCUUGAUGUUAUAAAGCCACUCAUGAUAGCUUUGUGUUUUCAUCAAUUCUUUGAGGGUGUUGGUCUUGGUGGAUGCCUUGUACAGGCAGCUUUCAAGUCAGUAUCAACAUUAUUUAUGGCACUGUUUUUUUCCAUCACUACUCCUGUGGGAAUCGCAAUUGGUAUUGCAAUAGCUAAUACUUAUGAUGGUACUAGUCCAACUGGCCUAAUUGUUCGAGGAGUAAUGGAUUCAUUUGCAGCAGGAAUCUUGAUUUACAUGGCACUUGUUGAUCUUCUUGCUCAAGAUUUUAUGAACGCUAAGUUGCAGAAAAAUGGCAGGAUUUUCUUUGGAGCCAAUAUUACCUUGUGUCUUGGUGUUGGUUUCAUGGCUGUCUUAGCUAUGUGGGCUUGAUUUUUCUUAGCUUUGAGUUUUAAGCUUUUAUUGUGAUGUGAUUUUGUGUUGAUUUUUUUUUGUUUAGGGUGAUGAAAUAUAUGUUUGUAAGUAUUAUUUCUAUAUACAAUUGAUUAUUAUUAUUAUUUGUGUGCACCUUUAAACAAAGGGUAGCAUUUUACAUGAAGUGAAUCACUUCUAUAAAAGUGAAAAUUACUUGUUUAGAAUAUAUAAAAGUGUUUUCCCGUUUGACGUUUAACUUUAUCACUUCUAUAUAAGUGAAAGAAGUGAUCCUUUUAAAGCAAAAGGUUGCCUUCUAUCGUACAAUAAUUUAUUAUAUACUUGUUUCAUUUAAGAAGGUUGGGGUUCAGAAAAGUAUGGUUGGAGGGUGAUGCACUCACUAUUACUUCGG
This is a messenger RNA of Beta vulgaris subsp. vulgaris (sugar beet), 1655 nucleotides long. Its product is annotated as zinc transporter 1. Gene Ontology annotation, biological process: zinc ion transmembrane transport. The record is from RefSeq and is a predicted model, not a curated record. Gene Ontology annotation, cellular component: plasma membrane. NCBI's taxonomy places the organism in Eukaryota, Viridiplantae, Streptophyta, Magnoliopsida, Caryophyllales, Amaranthaceae. Gene Ontology annotation, molecular function: zinc ion transmembrane transporter activity. The transcript is spliced from 3 exons. Bases 182 to 1264 code for a protein of 360 amino acids.